UUUUCUCACGCUUAAUUUUAUUCGUUCCGCUCUUUUUUUUUCUCUCUAUUCCUUUGAGUUUUCAGUAAGAUCGAUCCAAAGGUCAAUGGGUAUUCUACUUUGUUGUUUUCGAAUUACGGAACACGUUGAUGAAUCUCGACCAAGAAUCAGAGGCUUCACUAACCCACUAACGAAUAACUUUUCCCCCAAGUUCAAGCAACUAUUUGAAAGCCUAGAAAGAGGAGAAAUCUCCUAUGUCGCUGACGAAGAAGAAGACGUUUGCCCGACAUGUUUCUAUGAGUACAUUGAGGAGAACCCCAAGAUAGUUUUGCAAUGUGGACAUAUGUUUCACCUUGCAUGCAUCUAUGAAUGGAUGGAGAGAAGUGAAGCUUGUCCCUUUUGUUCCAAGACAAUGCUUUUCUUGAAGGGUGACGAAAUUACAGAGCAUGUGGAGUAAAGAUAAGAUGGAGUAACAAUUAUUCUUCUUCAACAAUUUGGAAAAUUUUGAUUAAAUUAUUUUUGGCUAAAUUAAUAAUUUCAUUGUG
Molecule: messenger RNA, 524 nt
Organism: Camelina sativa (false flax)
Lineage: Eukaryota; Viridiplantae; Streptophyta; Magnoliopsida; Brassicales; Brassicaceae
Product: putative E3 ubiquitin-protein ligase RHB1A
Molecular function (GO): ubiquitin-protein transferase activity
Source: RefSeq, a predicted model, not a curated record